CCUGAUCCCUCGUCACAUGGUUUGUCAUUACCGUGCCGAGCACAGGCCAUUCCUCGGGCUGCCAUCUGAAAUUCAAAUGGACGUGUGGAGGAGGCACGGCAGAACGGAGUCACGGGGGACCUUCCUUUACUCGGAAGCAGUAACACAGGAGGGAAAAUAAACAUAAGGAAGGAGGAGGAAGCGGCUGCUAUGAGCGCGAGACGUCUGUUGGUCAUGGAAGAAGUUUUUGGGACACUUCGCUUCUUGGGAUCGCUUCUCUUUUAGUAUAUUAGGACAUACGAAGUGGGAAAAUAAAUGAACGCCGGAGUUCUCCAUGAAAUUGUAGCCCCUCUGGCAAACAACUGCCACACCUUUGUCAUCAGUGUAACAGGUUUUCUACACAACUGUCCAGAUGGGUUGCAGUUGCUGUAGGAUGAUAAAAAGUUACAUCUAUGACCCCUCAGUCCCUGUAGAAGUUCCUGGUCGGAAGCGGGACCCCACCAGCAGCUCUCUUUAUCAAUCUCACCGAUUUCCAGAGGAGGCAGACCACAUUCACAAGAAGCAGGGCUUCCACAACCUAGCAUACAGCACCCAUCCCAGCCCGGCCAAACUCGACAUCGACAACAACCACAUCAACCGGCUCCAUGCUAACAUUCCAGGUGAGCAGAUCCAAUCGAGCCCAGCGGAGGGUGACCCAAGUCUUUACAUCCUCCAGCCCCAGGAUGAGGGGACGCCCACCUUGCGUGCCAAUCUGCCCAUACAGAGUGAGUCAUUGUUGGGAACGGAUCCGGGCAAGCGAGAGGACAGAUUCCGAGACUCUGGGUUGGGCGGCGGAGGCAUAACAGACGGGACAGAGGGAUCGGAUGGAUACCCCUAUGGACAGGAAGAUGAAGACGAGGACAGGAAGAGCAGGCUAGCCAGUACUCCAGACACGGCCGAUGAGGAGAGUGUGCUGUCUGUAGACAUGCAUACCAGCAGUACUAGUCUCUCCUCAGCAGACACAAAACUCAUGAUAGAGGACAGAGAAAAGGAAGAGCCCUCAAUCGAGAGAGGAGAGCAAGAGAGAGAGAAAGAGAUGGAUUGUGUGAGCGUCACAGACUCAAUGGUAGCAGAGGCCUUGGCAGCUCUGGAUGCGGCGACUGCGGGAGAGGAUUCGGAGUGACGUCACUACAUGGGAGAUUUCCAUACUCACUCUCUUGCUCACCCUCUAUAUUUGAAUACAGCCAAAUAAUAGCGCUCAUGAAGCUUUCCUGCAGACAGUGUGUAGUAGCUUUUAUUUUGAAUGGAAAAAAAUCAAAUGAAGCCUUGAUAACAGGAACUGCUGCUUGUUUAUACAACAAAAACGAACCACUAAUGAGACUUACUUGAGCAAAUGAAGCUCAUGGACAAACUCAAUUCUCAGCCUAAACUGAAGGACUGUUGCGUGAUUUUCCUCAGUGCUGUUGUGUACACAGCAUCGUAAUGAAAUAAGCUCCAUUUCUUAUCGUCAAAUAUUAUUUCUGCUCCAUAACAUAACGAAAGUACUCGUCUUCUGUAGCAACUGUUUGGACGUGGGGCUAAAUCAUUCAUAAUUAUCGUCAUACAUUUUCUAUACAAAGAGGUGGUGAAAAACAAAUAAGCCAGUGUCCUGGUGUGGGGUUACUUCUGUGCUUAAUGCACUUUUAGAAACGUUGUAUGAUUAUAUGAUCGAACUGCUUAAUACAGUGAAAUCAAGUUCAUUCAAUCUCAACAGAUCAAUAUGCUAUUUCUUGCUUGUUGUUGUUACACUGUGAAUACAUCGAUACCCUCCCAGAGCUUUAGGAUGACAUGCGCUUUAUUUUUACACAUAAAUAUACAGCAAUAAUUGUGGGUGAAUCUCAUGAAAACAUCUUUCAACCAAAAAUAAAAAGUGAAAUUAUGUUUUGCAUAGAAUGCAUGUUUAUUCUAUAUUGUAGAUAUAGUAGUUAAUUUUUAAAUUAAAUAUUUAAAUGUAUAAUUAAAUUUUUACAUUACAGUAAAGUUAAUUUGAAGGAGAAAUGCUUAAUGCAAAGCAUCUUUAUGGUACAAUGGUAGCUUCGUGUAUGCAAAACAUGAUUUCUUUUUUCUUUAGAUUUUGAAAUACGAUCCAUUCAUGAGAUUUAUCCUUAUAUAUUUAUGUUGUCAUUGCACUUUGUACAUUUUGAAAGCAGUAGCGUGUUGAAGAAUCAGGCCAGUGAUGAUAGUUGAUGCUCUAUGCUCCAGUCCUGGUUAACUAUCAGAGGCCUGAUGAAGAGAACCCUGCUAAUUUAGCUGUACCGUAUGACACUCAUCUCAUGCAGACAUUUCUAUACAUUAGUAAAGAAAACAUUUUCAGAAAAAUGAAUGUAACCUCCUUAUACAAGAAAUUAUUCUUUUUUUUUCUUCUUCUUCUUUAUGAAGGUCAUUGAGUAUUUCCAAAUGUUUUACCAAGUAUGCAUCAGUUCGUACUUUAUGUAUUGGUCAGAAUCAUUUCUUUUAAACCUGUUAAUGAGUAAAUGUUAUUGACAGGAACUGAUUUUCUAAUACAUUAAGUGCACAUUCACAGUGAAUACGCUGUUUAUAUUGCAUUCUUUCUGCUUUUACCAGAGGACAGAAUUGUCACAUGAACCAGGGGAAAAUAAAAACAAUGUGCUUGAU
Molecule: messenger RNA, 2613 nt
Organism: Cyprinus carpio (common carp)
Lineage: Eukaryota; Metazoa; Chordata; Actinopteri; Cypriniformes; Cyprinidae
Source: RefSeq, a predicted model, not a curated record